Messenger RNA from Aphanomyces astaci, 1401 nucleotides. RefSeq lists its product as hypothetical. NCBI's taxonomy places the organism in Eukaryota, Oomycota, Saprolegniomycetes, Saprolegniales, Verrucalvaceae. The coding region runs from base 1 to 1401 and encodes 466 amino acids. The record is from RefSeq and is a predicted model, not a curated record. The transcript has 2 exons.
AUGGCUUAUCUGCACACACUUCUGACGCUGCUCACCCGCGGCCGCGUGGGGCUGCUGCAAGAAGAGCUGGGUCUGCUGCUGUACCAUAUCGCAGACGUGGACAUGCCGUCGUUCUUUCACGAGUGUCUGCCGCAGUUUGUGGGGGACGGCGGCGCCGACUCGCUGCAGUGCUGGACCGGACAAGUGGAUGAGCCGACGUUCGUCAAGGAGCUGGGGCAUUUUCUCAUCGAUUUUCGAGUCGGCCACGCCCGGCAGUUUCAGAAUGAUUCAUUCACCCAUUUUUCGAAAUGCCGCCAUUGUACCGGGCCUCCUUUCUCCGUGACCAUCCACGAGGACAACACCAUCGAUAACCUCAAGGAGAAGAUCGCGAUCAAAACGAUGUAUCAAUUCCCAGCCUACAGCUUGGAACUCGUCAUGGCGAAGGAUGGUGCCGGGUUCUCCUGCGAAGCCGCACCAGCGGUGACACUCGAUGAACUCCAAGACGUCCAACGUUUCAAGGCGAUGAGGCCAGCGCUCUCGAUGAAGAAAGCGUUUGGAGGCACAUUCCCAUCAAACGAAGAAGAAGUUUACGUGUUCGCGGUCGCCCCCAAGUGGCGAUUGUUCUGCGUCGUUGUCGGAGGUAUUGGGCCUCCUUUCCCCGUCACAAUCCGCGAGGACGAGACUGUCGGCGAGCUCAAGGAAAAGAUCGCGAUCAAAACGAUGUAUCAAUUCCCAGCCUACAGCUUGGAACUCGUCAUGGCGAAGGAUGGUGCCGGGUUCUCCUGCGAAGCCGCACCAGCGGUGACACUCGAUGAACUCCAAGACGUCCAACGUUUCAAGGCGAUGAGGCCAGCGCUCUCGAUGAAGAAAGCGUUUGGAGGCACAUUCCCAUCAAACGAAGAAGAAGUUUACGUGUUCGCGGUCGCCCCCAAGUGGCGAUUGUUCUGCGUCGUUGUCGGAGGUAUUGGGCCUCCUUUCCCCGUCACAAUCCGCGAGGACGAGACUGUCGGCGAGCUCAAGGAAAAGAUCGCGAUCAAAACGAUGUAUCAAUUCCCAGCCUACAGCUUGGAACUCGUCAUGGCGAAGGAUGGUGCCGGGUUCUACUGCGAAGCCGCACCAGCGGUGACACUCGGUGAACUCCAAGACGUUCAACGUUUCAAGGCGAUGGGGCCAGCGCUCUCGAUCAAGAAAGCGUUUGGAGGCACAAUCCCAUCAAACGAAGGAGAAGUCUACGUGUUCGCGGUCGCCCCCGACCAACCUGCCGCAAGCACCGCGGCGUCGCUUGUCGAGUACAAGAAACACAAGAGAAACGAAGACGAGAGCUCCAUGUCGAUUUCGAGGUUGUCGCUUCCGAAAAUCGCACAGUUGGGGUAUUCCACAAAAGGGUGGACGUUGCCGCCGGUGGACGGUGUCCCGCGGUAG